Lipotes vexillifer (Yangtze River dolphin) is the source of this 2372-nucleotide messenger RNA. RefSeq names its product septin 6 (gene SEPTIN6). Lineage: Eukaryota; Metazoa; Chordata; Mammalia; Artiodactyla; Lipotidae. The transcript has 10 exons. Gene Ontology annotation, molecular function: GTP binding. The record is from RefSeq and is a predicted model, not a curated record. The coding region runs from base 267 to 1607 and encodes 446 amino acids.
AGAGCCGGAACUAGGCUCGCGGGAGAGGGAAGCGGCGCGUUAAAUCCGCCCCCUCCCCGCACCCCACUUCCGAGGGGGUGGGCGAUAGAGGAGAGGUUGGAGCCGCGGCGAGGGGGCCCCUCCCUUGCACCUCCCCCCCACCGGACUUGGUCGCGCCCGAAGUGUAACACUUUCUCUUUGUCGGAGGAGCUCAACUGUUUCCUGUAGCUCGUGCAGUAGCUCCCGUUGCGGAGGCGCCGGUGGCAGCCCUGGCGGAGGCAGGAGCGAUGGCAGCGACCGAUAUAGCUCGCCAGGCGGGUGAAGGUUGCCGAACUGUCCCGCUGGCUGGACAUGUGGGGUUUGACAGCUUGCCCGACCAGCUGGUGAAUCAGUCAAUCAGCCAGGGCUUCUGCUUCAACAUCCUGUGCGUGGGAGAGACAGGUUUGGGCAAGUCCACCCUCAUGGACACCCUGUUCAACACCAAGUUCGAGGGGGAGCCAGCCACCCACACACAGCCGGGUGUCCAGCUCCAGUCCAAUACAUAUGACCUUCAAGAAAGCAACGUGGGGCUAAAGCUCACAAUUGUUAGCACAGUGGGCUUCGGGGAUCAGAUCAACAAGGAGGACAGCUACAAGCCCAUUGUGGAAUUCAUCGACGCCCAAUUUGAGGCCUACCUGCAGGAGGAGCUGAAGAUUCGCAGGUUACUGCACAAUUACCAUGAUUCCCGCAUCCACGCCUGCUUGUACUUCAUUGCCCCCACGGGGCAUUCCUUGAAGUCUCUGGACCUAGUGACGAUGAAGAAGCUGGACAGUAAGGUAAACAUCAUCCCCAUCAUUGCCAAAUCAGAUGCCAUUUCUAAGAGUGAGCUAACGAAGUUCAAAAUCAAAAUCACCAGUGAGCUUGUCAGCAAUGGAGUCCAGAUCUACCAGUUCCCUACAGAUGAUGAGUUGGUGGCAGAGAUCAACGGAACCAUGAACGCCCACCUGCCGUUUGCUGUCAUUGGCAGCACAGAAGAACUGAAGAUAGGGAACAAGAUGGUGAAGGCGCGGCAGUAUCCCUGGGGCACGGUGCAGGUUGAAAAUGAAGCCCACUGCGACUUUGUGAAGCUGCGGGAGAUGCUGAUCCGGGUCAACAUGGAGGACCUCCGGGAGCAGACCCACAGCCGGCACUAUGAGCUGUACCGCCGCUGUAAGCUGGAGGAGAUGGGCUUUAAGGACACCGACCCUGACAGCAAACCCUUCAGCUUACAGGAGACGUAUGAGGCCAAAAGGAAUGAGUUCCUAGGGGAGCUCCAGAAAAAAGAAGAGGAGAUGAGACAAAUGUUCGUCCAGAGAGUCAAAGAGAAAGAAGCUGAACUUAAAGAGGCAGAAAAGGAGCUGCAUGAGAAGUUUGACCGUCUGAAGAAACUACACCAGGACGAGAAGAAGAAGUUGGAGGAUAAGAAGAAAUCCCUGGAUGAUGAAGUGAGCGCUUUCAAACAGAGAAAGACGGCAGCUGAGCUGCUCCAGUCCCAGGGCUCCCAGGCUGGAGGCUCCCAGACUCUGAAAAGAGACAAAGAGAAGAAGAAGCAAGACGCUCUCUCCCGACUUACAUGGUAUUUUAAAUGGAAGUGUCUUGUCCUAACCUAACAAGGCAGGAGAGGAACCAUCCGAGCUGGAGAAUGGACCAAAUGUAGCCUCAGAGAGACAACUGCAGGACGACUCACCCACGUGUAAGUGGCUGCGGCAGGAGACCUCAGCUGUGGGUGUGGAAGUAGUGCCCACAAGUUUUCGUUUGAGUUUUUCUGUUUUUCUUUUUAAAUGCCAGUUCUCCGGCUCAAUGGGUUGACUGUCUGCGGCCACUCUUAAACAUUUCUGAAUAUGGACGAGAAAGUCAAGCGACAUUCAUAUCUUCUUCAGCAUUCACAGACCUGCAGACCCCCCAGCAAGUGGGGGAAGUGGAUCUACUAACUCUCAGGUGGAGAAGGGAGAGUCGGGGGAGUUUAAGCUUAGUGAGAGCAAAAUGACUCCAUUCAACCUUCCAAGGCCAGUUGGGGUUUUGAGAGAAGUUUCUGCUCAACUUGGGAUCUGGAGGGAGAGCUUUGAUGUUGAAAAAUCUGCCUUGAAUUCAUUGGUUUAACUUGCAUCAAAAUACCAUGUGAGUGUGCUCAUUCCCAUAUAUCCCUACAACCAUUGCCAUUCCACUGUCCUGUGUCUCUUGAGAGAGCCUCUUUGCAUGUUUUCCAGAGUCUGUUUUUCCUUUCUUCUCCUUUGUUCUUUUUGCUCAGAGAUGUGACCAGUCGUUGGCCCUCUGGGGCUUUCAUUCGCCAAGAGAAACAUCCCGAAACCAGCAUUGUUUAGCUUGAUACCUUUCUAAUGUCCAUGCCAAUUUUCAAUAAAAUUCAAAGAAAUGCU